CAACACCCGUACGAGCCGUCACUGCAGGGCAUCCUGCUGGCGUCCAGUUCGCUACAGACGGACUCGCCGACGCCACCGACUUCGAAUCAGUCCAACCAGUUGCUUCCGGCGAGCAGCAGCUCCGGUGGCAGUCAUCAGCAACAGCAGCAGCACCAGCAGCAGCAUCAACAUCAACAUCGGCUGAAUCGAAGACAAUCGUCCCAGGAGGAUUCGCAGGCCGGCGGUACGGGUUCGGCCGGCGGCUACCAGCGGGCACCGUACGCCGAGUCGGAAUCGAUCUCCUCCAAGCACACGUCCGUUCUGGUUAGCUACUGGACCUGCCUGACGGAACGGAUGAGCUCGCUGAUUUGCAAGUGCUGCGAGCGGACACUGCCACCGCCGGCGGAAAGCGUUUGA
Molecule: messenger RNA, 396 nt
Organism: Sabethes cyaneus
Lineage: Eukaryota; Metazoa; Arthropoda; Insecta; Diptera; Culicidae
Product: atrophin-1-like
Exons: 1
Source: RefSeq, a predicted model, not a curated record